AUGGAUCCCAACAACAAUCGCCUUCAUCUGAACUUCGGGUACAAUGACCGUGCCUUCAGUCCCGCCACCAACAAUCGCGCAUACCCGACCACCCCCUCCGCGUUUCCCCAGCCGAUCUACCAGAAUCAGGGUCCCCAGGACUACGUGGAAGCUCAGAAUGGUGCCUAUGGUCAGGGUUAUUUCAUGGCGAAUCCCUAUCCUCCCCAGGCCGCCUACGCUCAGCAGCACUAUGGCCAGCCCAACCUGCAGUCCCCGCCGCCUUCCUAUCAGUCGCGCAUGGCAUACAAUGAUGGCACCAAUGGCCUGAUCCAGCAGUUCUCCAACCAGGACUUGAACUCUACGCGUACUGGUUUCUUCGGUCGCUCGGGCUCUCCCGCUCAACGUCCCCGUACUGCUGGAUCGCCUGCCCCCGGUCAACCCCAGCCUGGUCAUUUGGCCCCUCCCAUGCCACGCAGCCCGCGAACUCCCGCCGAGAAUGAAGAAUUGCAGCGCUGCCCCGAGCGGUUCUCCGAGAACAUUCACAAGCGUGGCAAGGCCGCGAAGGAGCUGGUCAAUGUAUUCUUCCAUGAGAACAUCGAACGUGCCCGUGACCGCAAUAUGCGCUCUGCCGAACUUGACAAGAUGAUCCGGGAACCGGCUAUCCCCAAGGAGAAGAAGCGUCAGGAGGCCGAGGUGGCUGCAAAGAAAGAAUCCAACUUCCUUCGGUUCCUCCGGACAAAGGAGACCCCGCAGAAUUUCCAGACCAUCAAGGUGAUCGGCAAGGGUGCUUUCGGUGAAGUGAAGCUUGUGCAGAGGAAGACCGAUGGCAAGAUUUACGCUCUGAAGUCUUUGAUCAAGACCGAGAUGUUCAAGAAGGACCAGCUGGCUCACGUCCGUGCUGAGCGUGAUAUUCUCGCCGAUUCGAAGGACAACCCGUGGCUCGUCAAGCUGCAUGCCUCAUUCCAAGACUCUGCUUAUCUCUACCUGCUAAUGGAGUUCCUUCCCGGUGGUGAUUUGAUGACCAUGCUGAUCAAGUACGAAAUUUUCUCGGAGGACAUUACUCGUUUCUAUAUGGCAGAAAUUGUCAUGGCGAUUGAAGCCGUCCACAAGCUUGGCUUCCUUCAUCGUGAUAUCAAACCUGACAACAUUCUCCUGGAUCGCGGUGGUCACGUCAAGCUGACUGACUUCGGUCUUUCCACUGGUGGCAAGAAGACCCACGACAACUCCUAUUAUCAGAACCUCCUGAAAAACUCCACGUCCAAGGACAAGAACCGCAACUCUGGAUACUUCAACGAUGCGAUCAAUCUGACCGUGUCCAACCGUGGACAGAUCAACACCUGGAGAAAGUCCCGCCGUGCGAUGGCCUACUCGACCGUCGGUACUCCUGAUUACAUUGCCCCUGAGAUCUUCAAUGGACAGGGUUAUACCUACCUCUGUGAUUGGUGGUCGGUCGGUGCCAUCAUGUUUGAAUGUCUUGUGGGCUGGCCUCCCUUCUGCGCGGAAGAUACCACCGAUACCUACAGGAAGAUCGUCAACUGGCGCGAAUGCCUCUAUUUCCCCGAGGAGCUCACCUUGUCUCGCGAUUCGGAGUCUCUGAUCAGAAGCUUCCUGUGCGACCCUGAACACCGUAUCGGUAACGAGGGCGGUCAGUUCGGCGGCGCGACCCAGAUCAAGAACCAUCCGUUCUUCCGUGGCGUUGUUUGGGAACAGCUUCGCAGCAUUCGUGCUCCCUUUGAGCCCAGACUCAGCUCCAACAUUGACGUCUCCUACUUCCCCAUCGACGAGAUUCCUCAGGAAGACACCAGCGCUAUUCACCGUGCGCAGGCUCGUGCCAUGCCUGACGAACAAGAGGCUGAGAUGAGUCUACCGUUCAUUGGGUACACGUACAAAGCUUUCAACGCCUUCCAGGGGAACUAG
Messenger RNA from Aspergillus terreus NIH2624, 1896 nucleotides. RefSeq names its product serine/threonine protein kinase CBK1. Lineage: Eukaryota; Fungi; Ascomycota; Eurotiomycetes; Eurotiales; Aspergillaceae. The record is from RefSeq and is a predicted model, not a curated record. Gene Ontology annotation, molecular function: ATP binding; protein serine/threonine kinase activity. Gene Ontology annotation, biological process: peptidyl-serine phosphorylation; intracellular signal transduction. The coding region runs from base 1 to 1896 and encodes 631 amino acids. The transcript is spliced from 4 exons.